AUCCUUAUCCUCUACACUCUGACUUCGGAUUAGGGAUGUCCCACCUCUCAACAUCCUUGCGGUCCGAAUCAGAAAAAUAUCGCAAAGCUGCACGUAACGUUAACGUACAAGCUAUGAUUCGACAAUAUGCACCAGUGGCCGCCAUCGUCUUCAUCAUCAUUCUUCUACUAUGGUGGCGGCUGUUCUAGCGUCUCUUUUCACAUACCCUUCACCUCUAGGUUCAUGUCUAUAUAUUAUACUUCUGUUGUUUUGGAUUCUCAUCUUAGGUUCAGCGCGUAUAACGACCAAGAGUGUCAAUGAAUAAGUAUAGUAAGUAUGCAUAUCUUGGGCCUCAUGUCACGCUCCUCAAGCUGUACAGUAUCGGAAUCUCGCUGCCGGCAUCCUUCCAUUUGACACGACGAAUUGAUUUAAGAUAGAGAACAUGCUUUUGUCUCCCACCACCACCAACUGCUUCAUUUCGAACGUUUGCCAGCCCUGACGAUUCUCAGAGUGCUUCAGUGAACUAAUUUGAGGUCAUGACUUCGUACGGUGUUCCUUUGUCCGGUCGUGCCUCUCCGUUGCCUCAGUACGCUCAGCCUAUUGGGGUUCAACAACCGCAAUACCCUGCUGUCAAUCCCCAGGGCGCACAGAUUAACCCUGGCACAAUCACUUAUACGACGACGACAGGACCUGAUGGUCAAGUAAUCUAUCAUCCUUUCAGAGCUGUUCCAGCAAGCUACCAGACAGCCUCAGGUAUCGUUAGUGGGAUACAAUGGGUUCCUGCAGAGGCAACCUCGGUGUUGCCCACUGGUGCAAUGCCUGCUACUGGCGAUGUUCUCGCCUCCGUCGAUCGCGUGGCGGGGGGAGAUCGUUCACGCGAUUGGCAACGAGACGAUGAUCGCUACCGUGAUAAUAACUACCGCCGCAGGGACGAUCGGGACCGGAGCUCUAGGGCGUGGGAUCGCCGUGACGGCGGCCCUGAUGAUUACCGACGUGAUGAAGAUGACUAUCGACGACGUGAAGACAGAGAUCUACGACGAGCCCAGGAACGCGAUGAACGUGAAAGACAACGACUGAAGGAACAUAGGAUGAGCCAGGCUGGUAGUAUGUAUGGAUCUGGAGGUUACGACCGCAAAUAUAACGAUGGAGUGUCUGAGCUCGAACAACGCUUCCAGGAUCUCGAUGUAGACCGCGAUCGUAGCCGUCGGGAUCGCGACUAUGAACGAGAUAGCAGAGCGGCCAGAUCUCGCAGAGGUUCCAUGUAUGGUGGAGUUCCCGGUGGGAGCCCUUACUCAAACAGUGCCACCCCGGCCCUUGGGUAUCAGACGGCAAGCACAGCUGGAUAUGGCUCCUCACCCUAUAGCACAUCGACUAACACCGCGGGGUAUCCGCCCACCAAUAACAUUUACUCUGGACAGCGCGAUGAUGGUUCUGGCAUCCGGAGACCAGUCUCACCUUACCAGCAAGGUGUAACUACAUCACCUUAUCAAACCGGUUCUGCCAUAUCUCGUCCUGUGUCGCCUUAUCGAGGUAUACCUCCGCUCCCUUCAUCGUACGCACAACAAGGGAGUGGUCAAGCGAGGCCAGUUUCACCCUAUCGCGGUGUUCCUCCCGUCCAACGUGCAGCAUCACCUUACCAUGCAGGCGGCGUUCUUCCUCCCGCUUCGCCUUACCAUGGUGGCGGCGCUCUUCCUCGUUCUUCCUCCCCAUACCAUGGAGCCGUUAGCGCGCCUCGCCCCGUAUCACCCAUGCCAGUAUACCCUCCAGGACACAUCAUGGCUGGGAAACCUAUGACAAGGUCUAGUAUUUCCCGCGUGCCUUCUCCUGCACCAGGCGGCGGAACUUACGGGGAUGUCAGGAACUCAGUGGCUGGUUAUGGUUCUCAGAAUCAAGGAUAUGGCAGUUCUCCACACAUACCAUCUCAGACUGUGGAUGAGCAACGCAUGCUGCCUCCCCCAGAGGGCUUCUCACGUCCGCCCAACCUAGCCCAACCGUACACCGCAUUUGAGACUCUGAGGAUCCAGGACAUGGAUGAGUUCUUCGAGAAUAUACCCCGGAUGCCGUUGGUUCUUGUCACCCACGAUGUAUAUCAUGAAGAUUGGAUUCGUUUCAUGACAGACCUCUCAUUAGCAUGGGGCGGUAAGCUGCCUGUGCCGGAGUAUGCUCGAGACGGCGGUCCUCUUAGGAGGACCAUUCUAACAGCCGAUCUCAUUGAUCUCUGGAAUGCCUCUUUCUUUAUCAAACGCGGUGUCGAGGCCGUACUUUACAAAGGAAGAGAACGUAAGUCGGGCCCCAACGUCGGCGUAUUCGAUGCACAUCUUCCUGGAUUCGAAGGUCGCCCAGGGUACUCUGAGUCCGACGAGGAUGAAACCGAUGAUAGUGAAGAUGAAGACGACCUUGACGAUCGUCAUCGUGGCUACGGCGCGUAUGGAGGAGUCUAUGGGAGACAAGUGGACAGUCAGAUGGCUGAAUACCAGGAAGCGAGACGCAUUCGUCGGGAGCGAAAGAGAGCGGAGAAGAAAAGACGUCGUCAAGAGAGGAGACACAGGCGCAAGUUGAGGGAGGCUGAGAGGAAGUAUGCGCUGUAUAUCACUUGCGUACCACCUCGUGAUGUCGGGGUUGGGAUGUAAGAGUGUUUGAAGUGUAAGAUAUUAGACAGUGGUCUAACGUGGAAUGGACGACGUGGGUCGAUGUCUGGGUUUGUCUCUUCUGUUGUAGUUGUAACAUCAUUUUGUGUUUUCUAUGGCUGACCCCAUCAGUGUUGCACUAGAAUGUAACCGAGGAUGUAGUAUGAACAAGUUGAAUGUAAAAUAUGCGUGCAUACCUAUGUACAAUACAGCCAAAGUGGUCAAUGAAUAUGAGACUAGUCUACAUAAAGAUAUGAAAUGGUC
Molecule: messenger RNA, 2870 nt
Organism: Somion occarium
Lineage: Eukaryota; Fungi; Basidiomycota; Agaricomycetes; Polyporales; Cerrenaceae
Source: the annotation of a GenBank genome assembly